AUGGAAAGUAUCAUCACAGGGGAGGGGGAUUUUGUGGAGGUGGCCCACGUCUUCCCCUUCUGCUUGAACCAGUGGCCCAGCAACAAGCUCGAGAGCAUCAUGUGGGAACGUCUCCGAAUGUUUUGGGACAAGGCGAAGGCCAAUGACUGGCAGCGUAAACUGACGGGAGACCGGGGGACCGAGAUCUGCGAGAAUCAUGUGCCUCUCCAAGAGCGCGCAUGUGUGUUGGGGUGGGCUCGAUUUUCCCUCAAACCUAUUGAGACAGCCGAGGACGGUAGUUCCCUGAUCGUACAAUUUCAUUGA
Messenger RNA from Aspergillus chevalieri, 303 nucleotides. RefSeq lists its product as uncharacterized. Lineage: Eukaryota; Fungi; Ascomycota; Eurotiomycetes; Eurotiales; Aspergillaceae. The transcript has a single exon. The record is from RefSeq and is a predicted model, not a curated record. The coding region runs from base 1 to 303 and encodes 100 amino acids.